AUGUAUAUCAUCGCCGACCAUCUUGGCCCGAAGGACCUUCUCAGCUAUAUACGUGCGAUUCCUUCGAUAGCUCAUCUCCUGACGAAGAAGCAAAUCAACCGCCGGGACCGUGAUGGCUCUUCUCUGCUACACCUUGUUGUGUCAGAGCGAGACAUCCAGAUUGCAAGCAUAAUUGUUACAAGCUCCAUUGAUCCGAAUGUGCCGGACGGAGAGAGGGCCACUGCGUUCAGCCUUGCCGUCAAUCUGGGGUACGAAGACAUGGUCAAGCUGUUCCUAGGGUGCAAGCAGCUCGAUGUUAACGCCGUAGAUAACCAAGGCUUCACAGCGUUGAUGGUUGCCGUGCAUAAGGGGUAUACCGGUAUAGUCGACCUUCUCCUGCAGAGAGAAGAUAUAGAUUUCAACGUACGGAGCGAGAAGGGAGACACUGCGCUUGUGAUUGCGAUAGGAAAGGACAACAGCAGCAUAGCCAGGGCUCUUCUUGCUAGGGAAGACCUUGACGCCAGCUUCCCCGGCCACCGGCCUGCAUUUCGUGCAAUAUACCAUCCCGAUGCAUCUCGUUUGAGGCUCCUACUUGACCGCAAGGAGAUUGAUAUCAACUGCACGACUGAAACCGGCAGGACAAUGCUCAUGCAGGCAGUGGAAUUCGGACAUUUCGAAGUAGUCAAAUUACUUCUGGAGCGAGAUGAUCUCAAUGUCAAUGCCGCAGACAAUGCUGGGGACACCGCUUUGAUUAUUGCAUCGUUUCGCGGGUUUAACCGCAUAGCUUCCUUGCUAAUGGAACGAAAAGAGCUUGAUAUGAACUUCCAAGUCCAUGAUGGCACAGCUCUCAUGCACGCCGCACGAACGGGAUUUGGUGACCUCGUCUACGUCUUGCUUAACCGGCCAGAUGCUGACAUCAAUAUACAAGACCACCGUGGUCGAACGGCUCUUAUGUUCGCAGCGCGUGACGACAUGGGCUAUACAACCUCUGACAAUGCCGCGGAAGUUCUACUGGCACGGGAAGACACCGACGUCAAUAUAAGAGACAGUCGAGGCCGGACGGCUCUCAUGCUCGCGGUGGAAGCCGGGCAGAGACGUAACGUUGAUUGCUUACUGAGGAGAGCCGACAUCGACGUUGACAUACAGGAUGCAAACGGGGCUACGGUUUUGACUUACGCUACUACCGGGGAACACGAAGUUAUCAGAGAAAUGGUCCAGAAUUAUGUUGAGGCUAAGCAAACCAUGCGAUUCUUGACGGCAGAAGGGAGUAGCAACCUUAUUUGUAGCUGA
Molecule: messenger RNA, 1269 nt
Organism: Trichophyton benhamiae CBS 112371
Lineage: Eukaryota; Fungi; Ascomycota; Eurotiomycetes; Onygenales; Arthrodermataceae
Product: F-box domain and ankyrin repeat protein
Exons: 1
Coding region: 1-1269 (422 amino acids)
Biological process (GO): protein localization to ciliary inversin compartment
Cellular component (GO): ciliary inversin compartment
Molecular function (GO): protein binding
Source: RefSeq, a predicted model, not a curated record